Messenger RNA from Sciurus carolinensis (gray squirrel), 2571 nucleotides. RefSeq names its product BLOC-1 related complex subunit 8 (gene Borcs8). The transcript is spliced from 6 exons. NCBI's taxonomy places the organism in Eukaryota, Metazoa, Chordata, Mammalia, Rodentia, Sciuridae. The record is from RefSeq and is a predicted model, not a curated record. Gene Ontology annotation, cellular component: BORC complex. The coding region runs from base 1047 to 1445 and encodes 132 amino acids.
AUGCUUAUAAGUUCUCCCCUUGACAAUCACAGUUGACAACAAAAGCAUUGUCCAUCUCUGUAGCAAAUCUUGAGAUAAGUCACUUCAUUUUUACAGUUGAGGAAACAGGCUCCUGCCUCAUGAAUUUAAGCUUUGUGUUUUCUUGUGAACAUGUAAUAAAUUGUAAUAGGUAUAAGAUAAAUGGACAAGCUGGUGUGGUCCUGAAUGAAGUAGAGAGGACAACUGAUUGAAGCUUGUUGUUCAGGGAGAACCUUGCUCAAGAGAUGACAUUUGAACUGAGACUUGAGGGAUAAAGAGGAGCCAGGAAAGGAUGUCUCAAAGUAGGAAAUAGGUGCAAAGGUCUUGUGGUGGCAACUUGCUCAGAGCUGGGCUGUGGAUAUAGUAACUGUUGGUCACAUGUGCAUAUUUAAAUUUGAAGUGAUUAAAGUUAGGUAAAAUUGAAAAUUGAGUCCCUCAGCCACACUAGCCACAUUUCAACAUGGUCAUUAGUUAGAGGUUACCGUUUUGGACAGUAUCAAUUAUAGAAUGUUUGCACUGUCUUAGAAAGCUCUUUUGAACAGUGUUGAACGUGUUGAAGGAAAAGCCAGAGGUUGAGGGUAGGGAGGUGAACUUUAGAUAGAACCAGAACAUUUGGGGCCUUGUGAGCCAUGAUAAGAAAGGCAGAUUUUAUUUUCUGGCUAGAGGGAGCCACGGGGAGAGUUUUAAGCAAGGAAGGACACGUGUGAUAUGUGCCUUUGGAGUUCACUUCAUCUGCUGCAUGGAGAUUGAGCUGUUGGCAGGAGGAGAAGCAGGGGAGACCACUGAAGAACUGGGUCUAGCAUCCAGGCAGGGUAUUAUCAUGCUUGGUCACUGGGGGCUGUGGUGUGUUUAGAGCACUUGCCUGGUGUGCAGAAGGCCCUGGGUUCUCCCCUGUUCCACAUAGGAAAAAAGUCAGCGAGACACAGGCUUUGUUUUGUGGUGAAACCAGCAGAUUCAUGAUGGGAUAGGAAGGGUAGAAACUACUGGCUGGCUGGGAAUGCCUUUUGUUGAAGCCGACCCUGGGGAAGAUGUGUGUGCAAUUAACUUACCAAGAGAAAUACGCAGGGGGAAGAGGAAACAGGACGGGGUUAAGGAUGACCUCAGUCACGGACAAGUUCACUGAGAGCGUCUAUGUCCUGGCCAAUGAGCCAUCUGUGGCCCUGUACCGGCUGCAGGAGCAUGUUCGCCGCUCUCUGCCUGAGCUGGCCCAGCACAAGGCGGACAUGCAGCGGUGGGAAGAACAGAGCCAGGGAGCCAUUUACACUGUAGAGUACGCCUGCAGUGCCGUCAAGAACUUGGUUGACAGCAGCGUGUACUUCCGCAGUGUCGAAGGUCUGCUCAAACAGGCCAUCAGCAUCCGAGACCACAUGAACGCCACUGCCCAGGGCCACAGCCCUGAGGAACUGCCCCCGCCCUCCUCAGCCUGAUCCUGGAAGAAACAUGAAGGCCUCUGGCCUCCCUACACCCAGAAGAGAAAACCGAGGCUCAGAUAAGUGAGGCAGCCAGCCCAGGGUCAAGACCCCUGCCCAGAAGCACCAGGAUUCACACCUAGACCUUCUGACCCCCGGGAUUCACAUGGUCCUCGGCCCAAGCUCCUCAUGGAACAACUCUUUAGCCCUUGGUCUGCCUCUCAUACUCCUUCCUCACUGCCCAGCCUGACCAGAGCUGGGUCCUGGACACCACCUUGUGCGACCAAGAGGGAUUAAAGACCAAGCAGCCUAGGCCAACACAGACCUGCUCCUGCCGAAGCCUCCAGGGCCAGCCAUAAUUGUCCCAAGACAUGCCUUUUCUUCCUGUGCUCUGACCUGCCCCUGCCGCCCAUGGACACUGUUUCUUGGGUCAAUAAUUGCCCCGGUGAUAAUCCUGAUUGUGUACCCACUAUGUGUGGUAUGCUCUGCCUGGGUUAUCUCCUGUCAUUCUCAGACAAUCCCUUUAGGCAGGUAUCACCCCCAAGUACAGAUGGGAAAUGAGAGGCUCCAAAAGAUGGUGUGAAUUGUGUCAGGUCAUACAGCUAAAGAGCAGGCCUUGGCUCAGGCCUCCCAGUUUGGUCUCAACCUGCCUCUGACAUGCUGGGUGAUGUGGGGCUGGUGCUGGCCCUCUCUAGUUCUCCCUUUCUCCAUCUGGACAAGGAAAACUGUACUGAACAUGUUCUAUAGGCUGAGGGAGGGAAGAAGGGGGAUGGAAAGAAAGAAAUAAAUGGGACCUAAUUGGCAGGCUUCUUGGGAUUUUGCUGGAAGCAUGGGAACUGUGCUUCCACCAGGGUGGGUGGUUGAACUGGGUAGAUGGAAGGAGGGACACCUGAGAACAUUUCAUGACACCCUGGAUCCAGCUGUACCUGAAGUUAACUUAUUUCAAUUCUUCCGUCUCAUGAGGCCUUCAGUUACCUUUUUGCCAUAAUUGCUUUGAGGCUAUUCCUGCAGGUAACUGCAGAAGAGCCAGUGCUGAGUCCUGUGAAUUCUACUGCACAUGUCUGCAGUGUACACACCUCCAAGACCAGCUGUGUGCAGAUGUUAGCCCCAGAAUUAUUUGCUCCAAUAAAAUGUAUUAGGAAGA